ACGGUGCCGAUCGGCGCGGAGACGGUGCCGGUCCCGUGGCAAACGGUAACGCCAUCGCGAACGUGGCGACCGAGUACGCGUCACUCCAACUCGUGCUGAUCGAACUCCAGUGUUGCUGACCGGACGCGAGCGCGUUCGAUAGCCAGUCGACGCGGGUGGUCGUCGCUUAUCGCGAGUGGAACGCCGGCGGAUCGAGUUUGCCCAAGAGCCACGCGCUUCAACGAAACAACGAUAUCGAUGUGGAUGUCGAACAUGGUGCAAAAGUCGGACAGCGGAAACGACGCCGUCGGCGAAGCCGGUCUCCGCGCGCACGCGAGCUCGAUUAACGACGAGUCGUUCGCCACGACCUUGACGCAUUAGUGGAAUCGCCAUUGCGAAUGUGCGUCGGGCGCGAUCGAAAUGUCGUUUUUUGGACGGAAAAUGGGCGGCGGCGGCGGCGGCGGCGGCGGGGGCGGCGGGGGUUCCGAGCACACCGGUCAUAACUUGCAGGACGGCCUAUUUCAAAUUGCAUCUCAGGCCUGUCACAUCCUCGUGCAAGUGAAUAAUACGCACAACGUUUCUUACGGAGGUAGCAAUAAUGUGAAUAACAUCGCAUAUUCGAAGUAUUCCACGGCCGGCGGCACCGCCGCACCGACAACGUCGUCGUCGGCGAAAGGGGCGACCGCAGCCAAAGCGUAUCCCAAGUACGCCGAGCCUCGGGACAAGGACCAGGAUGUGGUGGUGUUGUUGCCGCAUCGCAAGAACAGGGCACCGCGACUCAAGCACAAACUCUCGACCGUAUCCGAAAACGCACGGCUUGAUGUCAACUCACCAGGAGGUGACGACGAUCUGGAGUUAUGGGAUCAGACCGGCUUUAUGUUGAGAACCGACGUGGACGAUCCUCUCGCGAAUGCGAAGUGGGGCGCGCAGAGUUGGUGCAGGCCCAGUUGCAUACCGAUAACGAUCAUACUGAUUCUGAUCGUUCUGGUCGUGCUUUUGCCGCUGUUAGACCACGCGGCGGACAAGUACCCGCUAAAUGCCACCGCGUUGGACUUGGAAUCGACGUGCAUGGAUCAUUGCAGUAUAUCCCUAGUGGAAACUAUACCCGUGGGCUUGAAUUAUAGCAAUAAUACAGCGGAGCAUGAAAGCACCUACGAUUCUUGGAUGGAUCUCAUCGGAAUGGCGCAGAAUACCAUCGAAAUCGCGUCCCUUUAUUGGACAAUGAAAAGGGAUGACGCCUAUCCUGACAAUGGGAGCGCUAAGAUGGGAGAACAGGUGUUCCAGUCGCUGUUAGAAGCCGGAAGAGACAGACAGAUCGAAUUAAAAAUUGCACAGAAUCUUCCUUCCCGCUUGUCUCCGAACGUCGAUACGCAAAUUUUAGCCAAAAAGGCUAACGCACAGGUGAGAAAUUUAAAUUUUGCUGGAUUGUUGGGCGGUGGUGUACUUCACACGAAGCUCUGGCUCAUCGAUCGUACUCAUAUUUACGUCGGUUCGGCGAAUAUGGAUUGGAGAUCGCUUGCACAAGUUAAGGAACUCGGUUUGAUAGCCUUGAACUGUUCCUGCUUAGCAAAGGAUUAUGCCAAAAUAUUUGAUGUAUACUGGCAGUUAGGCGAAGACGGUAAAGUGCCUUCCACGUGGCCAGAUUCUCUUAGCACAAAGAUAAAUAUACAUAAUCCUAUGAAUUUUACAUACAUGGAUAAUAAGUACAAAUUAUUUAUCGCGAGUUCACCUCCGCCAUUUUCGCCGAAAGGUAGAAGCAGCGAUCUAGACGCGAUUGUGCACUGCAUCGCUAAAGCGGAAAAGUUCAUCUAUAUCUCUGUGAUGGAUUAUUUCCCGUUAACAAUAUAUACUCCACAAAUAAAGUAUUGGCCUAUAAUAGAUAACGCUCUAAGGGCGGCGGCAAUCGAGCGUAAAGUAGAAGUGCGUCUUUUGAUCUCUUGGUGGAAACACUCUAGAUCAUCCGAAUCAUAUUUUCUUAAAUCACUGCAAGACCUGACGUUCAGUUAUCCCAAUGUGAAAAUUGAAGUGAAACGGUUUAUCGUACCCACUAACUCGUACUUGGACAAAAUACCGUUCGCGAGAGUAAACCACAAUAAAUACAUGGUCACCGAUGUAGCAGCCUACAUUGGAACGAGCAAUUGGUCGGGUGAUUAUUUUAUUAACACUGCUGGUAUCGGCACCGUGUUUGAAACCGUUGGACAUCAGAAUAAUGACAACAUAAGACAACAGCUGGAAAAUAUCUUCCACCGUGAUUGGUAUUCCAACUAUUCUUUUCCUCUAAACAUAAGCGAGAGUCAUUCUGAAAAUUUAUGGAACCUGUCAAGAAAUUCAUUUCAACAUUCAUCAGAUGAACCUUAUAUACAUAUAUAAUUAUGGUAAUUAUACAAAAAAGUUAUUUUUAAUCAUGAAACAUUUAUCGUAUUGAUCGAGAAGAGUUUGCCCUUUAAACAGAACUAAACUAAAAUUAUAUUAUUUCUCUUUAUUAUAUUCUAACCGUAUGCUCUUUUCACUUUUGAAUAUUUUUGUAAAUAUUUUACAAAAGUUUCAUAAAUCUGCUCAAAUGAUCAUUGUAACAUUGGAAUUUAUCGUUCCAUAGAUAUGCAUAUGUUGCUGUUUACUUGUCAGGACUCAUAUGUAUAUCGUAUACGUUAUUUAGCGAUUUUAAGAAAUUAAGCUACGAUAUUUUAGAGCGCUAAUUGUAAGUUUGCUAUACCUAGUAGCAUAUAAAUUAAUAUUUUGUCUUUUAUAUGAAUAUUUUUAAUAAGUAUCAUGUUAUUGAAUCGUGAACUAAUUUAGAAUUAAGAAUUCAGUACUCAAAAGCAAUGGAAUUUGAUCAGGUUUAUACAUUUUUUAUUUAAUAUUUUACGUAAUACUUUUACAUAUUUCCUAGUAAUUAAGGAAUAUUUUCAAAUUUUUUCCUCAAAAUUUAUCUUUUUACUUGUUUAAACAACAUUAAAAAUCACCGGCGAUACCAGUUCUUCCUUUCUACUGAUCUCUCUUUAUCUCACUAUCUUUAUUAUUCGUAUCGUGCUAUGUUCGUGUAAAUAUCAGAUGUUGUUUAACGAAAAAAAGCACAUUUAGUGAACAGGAUGAAACGUGCCUUACAGAAGAUGACUUUGCGAUAAGCACGGCGAUAUUAAUCUAGAGAAAUGUAUCGACUCUACGUUCUUCCAUAUUACUUGUGACUUCUCUAGAACUUUUUUGUUACUUGUGUUGUUCCCUUUCUACUAGUAUAUGCAAAUUUGGGACCUGAUUAUUAAUGCCUUGAUAAGUAUAAAAAGGAAAGAGCAAAAGUUAAAUAGACGGUUUGUUUCCCCGAUAAAAUGGCUAUUGCAAUGUCGCCUGUGCGACUGAUUGAGUAUAAUCUUCGUGCACAAUUAUUAAUAUCGUAUUCAAUUUUCCCGUCACAUAAAAAAUAAGACAGAUAAAGACUAAUAAUAUUGUCAAAACUUUAAUGAACUUUCAGUAUAUCUUAAGCACUUCAAUAUGCAGUACUUAAAUAAUAUUUAAAUGUCAAAUGCAUGUUUAAAUGUAAGGAAAGUAACAAACGUUAAGUGAUUCUGAAAAUUUCUAGUAUUAACGGAAACGUCAAUUGUGACAAUCUGCAAUUUACCUUCCAUUAUCUGCGGAAUUAAUGUGGAGAAAAAGAUAUAAAUUUAAGAUGUAUUAAGUAUUAUACGGACCGAUUUAUGCCUUCAAAAAUCGGAAAAUUAUGUCGGAUUAUUUCGCAAUAAUUAAUCGGUUUCUGGUGAAAGGUAUGUUAGAACAUUAUUUAUAGUAUCUAGUAGUUUACAUCGAUACAUACUAUGAUACUAUACCUAAGUCUGCUACUUUGCGUAUCAUCAAUUGAAAACAACGAUAAUUAACGAAUCGCUUUAUGAAAUAUUACUGUGAUUGCGCGCGCAAACAAUGAAGAAUACAUGAAUUAUACAUAAAGAUCUUUCUCUGC
Molecule: messenger RNA, 3928 nt
Organism: Vollenhovia emeryi
Lineage: Eukaryota; Metazoa; Arthropoda; Insecta; Hymenoptera; Formicidae
Product: phospholipase D3-like
Exons: 12
Coding region: 400-2349 (649 amino acids)
Molecular function (GO): catalytic activity
Source: RefSeq, a predicted model, not a curated record